ACUACUAUUUUUAGACAAGGAUUGCUAUUUAAAUGUCUUAAUUUUGUGAUUGUGUUUGACUAAUUUGUUUUGGAAAAAUUGUGUAAAGAAUUCUAUGUAGCCCAUUAGCCAUUAGGCUGGGUAUUUUAAGUGUCUUGUACUGGAUACUAGUAAAACCAGAACAUAUCGGCUGCCUAUGUGAUUGGGUUUUCUUGGAUACAUAAUUCAAUAUGUGUAGCUUAACUUGAAGUAACAGAGCAAUACUGCAUUUAGGGUGUGAAAGAUACCUAAUAUCUUCCUGUGAUAAAGCAAGUUAAUACAGUGAGUAAACAUUUGGUACCAAAAAAAAUUCAUUGUUGCUAAAUGGAUAGAAAACAUUUGAAGUUCAGGUAUACACCAUAGCACAAAUAUGUGGACAAUGUUCGUCAACAGCAUGAUUUAAGAUGUUAAGGUUGUUUUAGAUGUUGUGAUACAGGGAGACAGUAUUACAAGUGGUCAUUCAAUGGGUGCACAUAGUUUUAAUAGAUAACAAAGCUGACUGUAUAACAUAGAAUGCACCAAUCAGAUAAUUGAACCUUUUGUUUUGUGCGCGGAUACUUACAAGUCACAAACAAUGGAUAGAGCAAAAGUGUUUAAAGAUUAUUUUAUCAGCAGACAAAACACAGUGCUGAUACCAAAUGAGGACUUUGGGAGGCGAAAGUUUAUAAAUGUGGGUGUGAACCGACGUUUGAGUCUCUCACAAAUCGAGGAAACCAGUAGACGUCAUAUCCAAGAGGAGGACAUGCGCUCAGGAAACAAGCAGUGGAUACAUCCACCAGAUGCCCUCACCAAGGGUCAUAUACUCUACAAUGUCAAGUUUUAUGGAGAAUGCGAGGUGGACUCUCCUAAAGGGACAGAAGUGGUGAAGGAAGCCAUUCGAAAAAGGAAGUUUAACAAGUCUAUACGGAAAACAGAAGGCCAAAGAACACCAAAGGUGGAGAUUUCAAUCUCUGUAGAUGGAGUGGCUAUACAAGAUCCAAAGACAAAGAUGAUACGCCAUCAGUACCCCCUGCAUCGGAUAUCAUACUGUGCUGAUGACAAGUCAGACAAGCGUAUGUUCACGUUCAUUGCCAAGUCCCAGGCCUCCAACACACACUACUGCUAUGUGUUUGCCAGUGAGAGAAAUGCAGAGGAGAUAACUCUUACGAUCGGUCAAGCUUUUGACCUUGCAUAUAGGCGCUUCCUGGAGACCCAAGGCAAAGACGCGGAUUUGAAACGAGCACAAGAUGCCCUACAGAGAAGAGUGAAGCAACUUGAACAGGAAAAUACUCAGCUUAAACAACGCAUACGAGAGCUGGAAGCCCUGAAAGAUCGUGCUGAUAUUGAGCAGUUCAAACAAAGUAAUCAGAUAUCUUCCUUGACUGACACGGGACCAGUCAACCAGCCAACUGUUUUCACAUUUCCUAACAACGUUGGCGAGACCUGUACUGACAGCCCGCAAAGUUCCCCUCAGCUGAGUGCAGUGGGACGCAGGCUAGAGAACCUGAUGUUUGAACCCUCGACCCCAGACCAAAGUCAGAAUGGGGAAACCUCCCCAAGGACGCUGGGCAUAAUCUCUCCCCCACCCCAAUCUUCGAGACCACGCCCCAGGUCCAGCAGCCUUGCGACAUCCACGUCUCAACUCAUGAGCACUCAGUCUCCUGCGCAGGCUAGCCAAGCCCCUUUCACAAGCAAUGGGCAGAUCCCCUCGGAAAUGGAUGAGCUGGCUGCGCUGUUUGAGUCCUCACCAAUGAACGCUCAUGCGCCGGCGAAUGCGACAUACAAUCAUACAGUGCACAACAAUGCCAACCCAUUCAUAAGCCCUAGCCAAGAUGACACAGACCCAUUUGGAAUGGCAUCCUUUGUGCCCAGUCAGGCUCCUUUGAAACAUACAAUGAGCCUUGAUAGUGAUAUGGAGGCUGGAUUCAGUCAAGGCUUGUCAUUUGGGACUGGAGAUUUUGGAAUGGACAGCUUUGAUCCAUUCAACACCAAUUAAGAACCAUGAAACUGUAAAUUGGCCUUUGUUUGCUGCUAAGGAAAAUGGAAUGUGGUGUCUUUUACCAUUCCAUCUAGUGAUGAAUUGCUAAUGGCAUUCUGCAAUAGAACUGUCUUGUGUUGUUCUACUAAUGUAAAAAAUUCUCCACAGUUGUUGUCACGAUUACAUUUCAUUGAUAAUCACUCAUACAUCACAAGCUUUGUCAUGCAAUUAUAUGUGCAAAAUAAGGUUGUCUUUUAAAACAUGUAAUUUUCUCGUUCAAUAAUGGAAUACAAUUCCAGAUAGAUCAUUGUAUGAUUGAUACUUAUUGAUUGUUUUGUCAAUGGCUAGAGUGUGUAUACAUAUGUUAUCAUUUGCUUGAAGGAUUAUUAUUUUCGCAUUUUUUAAGCAGAAAACCAAGUUCAAAUAGAAAACUUGAUCUAAAGUUUUCAUGUAAGUGCACAUUAAGUUAAUACUUCCCUACUGAGCAUUGUGAAUAUCCGCCAUGUUUUUUUCCAUUGGCCAGUCUUUAAUCGCUUUAAGAUUUCAUUACAAUGCAAAUGUAAACGUUUGUUUCUUUGAUAAUGUUGUAAGGGAUCUUUGUUUGUUAUACAACAUUACAAAUUUUACCACACUUUGUUAAAAUUUUCUGAAAUUAUUAGAGUCCCGUUGUGAGAAAACUGGGCAUAAUGCAUGUCCGCACAGGCUUAUCAGGGACAACACUUUCUGCUAUUAUGACAUUUUUCAUUUAAAUGUAGCAAUAAUCCAAUUUAGGCGGAAAUUGUCAUCCCUGAUUAGCCUGUGUGGACUGCACAGGCUAAUCUGGGAUGACACUUUAUGCACAUGCAUUAUGCCCAGUUUUCUCAGAACACGACUCAUUAGUUUGCCUUAAAAACAGGAGGAAGUUAAGGCUGUUGUUAUAUAACGUGCAAUAAUUGAUGUACAUGUGGUAUUUCUAUGUUAUCUGAAUAUUUUAUCUAAGUUUUCUUAACUGUAUAGUUGACAGUAGACAUGAUUCUAUCAUUUGUGUCAUUUGUGUUUCAUUUAAGUGUUAGAAAUCGCUAACUAGUGGUGGAAGUAGCACAAUUACAUAUCCAUGUACUAAACAUUCCAUUUUUAUCAGAAGUCUAGUAUAGUAUAGUUAUACCCUCCACCCCCCCACCAAACAAAGUUGAAAGGGAGGUUUACGUCCGUCACCAUGCAGAUUUAUUUUCAUUUCUAAAGCUGACUGCUGUUUGCCUGUGAUGAACUUUGAUCUAUGGUUUAAAUUUUUAAUCAAUUACCAUGAAACUUUAGACACCUUGAUCAGAACCAAGUUGGCCAACUAGCAGGCAUUAUUUUAAUAGAAGUUUGUACUUCUCUUAAAUAUUCUUGAUUUGAUGAUAAAUUGAACAAUUUCGAAAUAACUUGGCACAAAUGUUAAAAUAUAUGAGAUUUGUUAUGCACAUUCGCAUGGUGACGGUCAUAAUUCGACAGAUGAAGAUAAAAACAUAACUUAUUGUCAAACCUCUUAAUCUGUGUCAAAGUGUUAUAACAGGCUUUUGUAAAUGUAAACUUUAUUAUAGUUGAGCUUUAUAAACUGUUACUUUUUUUAGUUAAAAGUCUGGUACUCAGAAAAAAAUCAUUUUUUAAAGGGGCCUUUUCACCGAUUUUGGCAUGUUUUGAAGUUUGUCAUUAAAUGCUUUAUAAUGAUAAAUGUAAACAUUGGAUCGAAAAAGCUCCGGCAAAAGGUCAAGAAUAAAAUUUAAAAAAAGGAAAAAAAAGUAGCCCGCAUCAGGGCUCGAACCAGUGACCCCCGGAGUCCUGGAGUAAAAACCAAUUAGACCUCUUGGCCUUCCUGCCAAGUAUGUAUGAGAGACGUAUUUUAUACUUUAUAUAAGCAAUCUUCGUAGUUUAACAAAAUUAAACGACAACAACAGAACUCUCCAAAUUAUUCAAUCGUUUCGCGUUGCAACGCUUUAUAAUUUUCAGGUUUUUAAAUAGUCAAAAGAUGCAUAUAAUGGCUAUAUUAGACCAUGGUAAAUGUUCAGUAUUACUGUUUCCUCGCAAAUAUCAUAACUAAAACGAAAAUUUGCGAAUCUGAAACAACUUUUUUCAAUUUUGUCAAUUUACCAAUACGUGAAAAGAUCCCUUUAAGACUACAUUAUAUUGUUGCCGUGCAGGUCAACAUUGUCAUGCUUUUUUGUCAUUGUUUUACUGUUGAGUUUUUUCUGUUUUGUGUUUAUUGUUAACAUAUGUAUGUUACAUAUUCCUGCAUCUAAACAUAAUUAACUCAAUUUCAUGUGAUUAAUUCUCAUUUAUUUCGAGUCUCUUUCAGAUUCCUAUUGUGUAUAUUAUGUUACACUAAUGAAAUAUUUCUAUAAAGAUUUCCUUUCAAUU
Molecule: messenger RNA, 4351 nt
Organism: Dreissena polymorpha
Lineage: Eukaryota; Metazoa; Mollusca; Bivalvia; Myida; Dreissenidae
Product: PTB domain-containing engulfment adapter protein 1-like
Exons: 13
Coding region: 593-1993 (466 amino acids)
Source: RefSeq, a predicted model, not a curated record